AUGAAUGUGUCACCAAAGAAACCAUCCUCCAAGCAAGGCAUGGGUAGCAGCAGUAGAUCCCGCAUGCCCCCAUGGACGGUGCUGAAUUUCAGUGGUCUGAUUCUGAAUUUGGCCAUUUUCUCGGCAACCGUGUUCACAUACCAACGGAUCCUUGGAUCGACCCAUGCCACUGUGCCGUGUGAACCCAACGAUCAUGGUCCACCAUUGGCUUUGGCAGUCACAGUCAAGCAACAAUCAUCUACCACUGCUCGCAAUAUGGAGGAUAAUGACAAAGACAAAGACGACCCAUUAAUGGUAGCUCCACCUGCUUCCUUUGACCCGGACCAGGAAUUCCACAUUAUCUUUAGCACGGGAUGCUCGGUCAAACAGAAUUGGCAGUCGUAUGUGCUGUACCAUUCUAUUAUGGAGUCGGGUCAAAAUGGACAUGCCACCCGCAUUGCUUCGGGAUGUACGCCCGACGAAGUAAAAGCCAUUCGCAAGAUUCACACCACCCAAAUUGAACCCAUGGGGAGACGAUCACCUACGGCACAGUCGUCGCGGUUUCAUUUACAUUUGACACCCGAAUAUGGACUCGUCAAGGAACCAGGGCGAAACGAUGUCCGGUUUCAUUAUUUAAACAAACCAUACGGCGUGGCGCAUUGGAUGGAGGAAGAAUUGGGAUAUUCCAACAACAAUCCAACGAUUCCGGAGCAUGACGAGACCAUUAUUAUGCUACUCGAUCCGGACAUGAUCUUUUUGAGACCCUUUGUCAAUGACUUUCAUCAAGGUCCCGAAAUUUGGAGAAAACGCACAUCCUAUCCCCUCCGUCAUAAAGUAUCUCAUGGAUUUCCCUUUUCCCAAGAGUACGGAUACAGUACCACGUGGUAUCACGGAUUAAAGGAUGUCACCAAAGUAUUUCCUCCCUCGGAACUGCCCACACCGGCCAAGCAAAUGACACCCGCUGAGAUUCAAGAAAAUUAUUCCACUGGACCUCCCUACAUGGCUACCGGCAGGGACUUUUACAAGCUCGUGGAAAAGUGGAGGCAACUAUCGAUACCGGUACAACGAGAAUUCCCCGAUACCAUUCUUGCAGAAAUGUACGCACAAGCAUGGGCGGCAGCACAUUUAAAAUUGCCUCAUCAACAGGCACAUUCCUUCAUGGUAUCGGCUCAUUUCGAAGAAGGCUUUCAUUUGUUCAACGACAAGACCAAGUAUCCGUCCAAUCAAAUGUGCCGUGGCAGCAACAUACCCAUGUCGCAAAAGCCACACAUACUACAUUAUUGUCAACGAUAUGCCAUUGGCAAGUACAUUCUCGGCAAACACCGACUCCCCCAAGACUUUGUGGGAUCCGUCGAUAUUGCAGCGACAUGUGCGUCCCCGCUCUUGGCAGAACCACCCACCAACAUUUCGGUCGUGUACGAUUUCUUUAUUGACCCCGACAAUAAACAACGCACGACAUUCAACGAUGGUCACGCGUUUACCAAACAAGACUAUGCCGAUCGUAUUUCAUUCAUGUUGUGUGAAAUGAUUGGGGGGUUGAAUCGAGCCGCAACGUACUUUAAGGAACAACAUUGUGCCUCUGUGGGUGCCGCACCCAAUUUGAACAAGAGUCUCAUCUUUCACAAUACAUUGGACAUGACACCCGAAGAAUUAAGUGGAAAAAAGACGAAUGGAUAA
This is a messenger RNA of Seminavis robusta, 1656 nucleotides long. The record is from the annotation of a GenBank genome assembly. NCBI's taxonomy places the organism in Eukaryota, Bacillariophyta, Bacillariophyceae, Naviculales, Naviculaceae.